This is a messenger RNA of Sphaerulina musiva SO2202, 1431 nucleotides long. RefSeq lists its product as uncharacterized. Gene Ontology annotation, molecular function: FMN binding. The transcript has 2 exons. Bases 256 to 1131 code for a protein of 291 amino acids. The record is from RefSeq and is a predicted model, not a curated record. Lineage: Eukaryota; Fungi; Ascomycota; Dothideomycetes; Mycosphaerellales; Mycosphaerellaceae.
AAACAUGACACUUACAUUUCGGCCGCUCGAUUUGAGGACACAUCUAUACAGCUAACCUAUUACACCCGCGCUACACCACGCUUACCGUAUACCAAAAUCCCGCCUUCGCUCUUCAGGGCUUCUCCAAGCAUAACAACAUCAGCCACCAUAGCUUCCUCGCAAUUAAAUCGCCUCUCUCACCAUCUUCGUUGUCUGUCGGGCUCCACGAGCCAUACUAGACACCCCGCUCUCCAGACAUAUAGCCGGUUGCGAACGAUGACCACGACCGCGAAUCCCAACAGCCCGCCCACCAGCGAGGCACCAUGGAAGAAGCUCUUCAGCUCUCACCUGUCCAAAAUGGACAGUCCUGAAUUCGUCUUCAGCUCUCUCACUCCAGCCUCCCGCUCCGAGGCUCGCGAUGGCAAGACUCCUGUCCCUUACGUGCCUCGAGCACGAUUCUGCAUUUUCCGCUCUUUCUGGGCCGAGCUUCCUGAGAACAAACACAACACCGCUGAGAAGAAUGAAAGAGUCUAUGAGUCUGAUUUACCCUCCUUCACAACCGAUGUGAGGAUGCAGAAGACGUUUGAGAUCUUCGCCUCAAGUGCCGGGAAGGCUGAUGAUGAAAGCUUGGUGCAAGGCAGUGGGGGCGGAGGGCCUUGCGAGGCUGUGUGGUGGGUGAAUCUGCCUGACAAGGGGAUCAAAAUGCAGUGGCGAUUCAAGGGCGAGGCUUAUAUUGUCGCCAGUCAAGACAUUGAUGAGGGAGGCGAGGCGCAGACAAGCGGAGUCAAGCAUGUCAAAUCGGAGUUAUCACGGAGGAUGAGAGUUGUCAAGGAGAGCGGAGUUGACGGCUGGAGCUGGAAGAAGGAAGUCAGAGCGCAUUUUGGGAAUAUGAGUCCUGGCAUGAGAGGCUCUUUUCAGAACCCGCCGCCAGGCCAGCCAGUUGAUAAGCCAUACGACGAGCAGAAGCAUCAGAUCGGCGAAAAGGUUGAAGAUCUAGACCACCCAGUCGCCCGAGAGAACUUCCGCGUUGUGGUGAUCAAGCCGGAAGAGGUGGAGAGUGUAGACUUGAGCGACCCCAAGGAAGGUCGCAGAGAAGUGUACAAGUUCAACCAGCAGGACGGCAGUUGGUCUCAUCAGACGUGCUGGCCAUAGAUUUAUCACUUUACGCUCAACGAUGGGACACGUGAACACGACCCCCCCAACCCAGAACGGGAUGGUUGCGUACCCAGCAACGUGCGAAUCGAGAGUGAAUGGAUCUGUUUCGUCGAGACGACAGUGUCAAUGGCACUCAUCAGUAGGUAUCUAGCUACGUGUACCUAGCUGUGUUUCGAAAACCACAAAACAUCCACGAAAUCUCAUCACUCGCACUCCACUGCAGCCCAAGGAUUGGCGCACUAUUUUGACAGGCAUUGGAUACAGCAUUAGAUUACAGAACACUGCAAUUGCCAAAAC